Molecule: messenger RNA, 2207 nt
Organism: Amoebophrya sp. A25
Lineage: Eukaryota; Dinophyceae; Syndiniales; Amoebophryaceae
Source: the annotation of a GenBank genome assembly
CUCGUCCACUGGUGUCAACAGUGUAGUUCCUGGGUCUUCUACAAGUACUCGUACCCUCUCCGUAGAUGAAGAUCCGAGUGCGGCAGAUGGAUGUCGUCCGAAUGUCCGAGAACAACAGGAUUCACGUUCAGGCGCAACUGCUUCUUCGGCUCUGAAACGGCUUCCUUCUCGAGUACGAAAUAUCUUUUCCCAAAUCAAAUCUGAAGAAGCAAAACAAUGGGCGCGCGAGGGGGUGGACCUGGUGUUGACUGAAGGCUGUACCUAUGCCUGGCUCGACCACAUGGUUGGAACGCCUGAAACCAUAGGAGGCCACUUUCUCGCGACGUGUUUGGGUCAAGUUGUGCGAACAUUUCUGCGACGUAUCUUGAGAGAGCUGAAAGCAAGGAUUAAGGGUAGGGUAAAGGUGCUUUUGUUCCCGCUUUUUAUGCCUUUCCUAAGGGAGAAAGGCAGAAAAAGCGGGGUCCACGAGCACCAAAACCCUACCUCUAAACGGAUCAUAUGUCCGAGCAGACCUACAGCAACAACAGGACCAGAAGGUCACCAGGCUGCUCCAACUCCUAGCAGUCCACAUCGAGUGCUAGAAGCAACUCCAACUCCUAGUAGUACGAGCUUAUUUCUCGGUGGUUCUAGGCGUCGACAUAGCGCACCACCAACACCAAGGGUUUUAGAUUUGGAUUUGUUGGAUCAGCGACAACUACCUGUGUCUUUCAUUCGUGGUUGUGAUGCAGGUGCCUCUAAUGCUACAGCGAAUCUUCCCGUUGAUGAACAGGUAGAUGAGAAGGCACAUCGACACUCGGAUCCGAAAGGAGACACGAACGACCCACAAUCGUUCUAUUGUAGUAGUAGUACAUCCUGUUCUUGUUCAUCUGCCAGCAGCAGUGCAAGUGUGGCCACCUCUUCUGCGGCUUCGGCUUCUAGUCAGUCAUCCUCACGUUGGAGGUGGCACAUCGGUAGCGGAUCUUUCCUCUCAACUGCAUCUUCAUCAUCGACAUCGCAAACUGACACUUUGCCUUUAUCGCUAUCCAGUGCGCACCAGCUGAAUUCUCCUUCAUCACGAGCAGAGGAAGACAGCGAACAAAUUGUCAAUUCCGAGGAAGACGAAAGCGAAGUUGCUCUAGCUAUUCCAGAAGUCUGUAGUGAACUCACCGGGUCACUGCUAAAUUUGUCGGAGCCUGCAUCCACAAUCGUGCAAGAGGUAGUGCAGAAGGCAGUCGAACGCGUUUUAGUAUCUGGCAGAGAUGAACUCUUGUCGCAAGAAGACCAUUUGCUCCUGUUGCAAAAAGCUCAGCAAAUUCUGACAUCACCUGUGGCUGUGGUGGAAAAAAAUUUUGAACGUUUGAGUCAUUUCCAAUUGCUUGUGCGGAACGCUUGCAGAGUAGAUCGAGUGAAAGAACGGUUUUUGCGGAGACUUAGGAGGCAUGUUUAUGAAGAUUUAACGAAUGCGACGUCGCAGCGCUCGUCGACUUCGUCAUCAAGUAGAUUACCUUCUCAUCCGAGUUCGAGUACUACUGCAGCUAAUCCGCUUUUGACUUCUUCUCCUCCCGGUCCUUCAUCAUCGAAUUCGCCUCUCAGUGAAGAUGCGCAGGGGAAUAUACCCAACGAGACGAAACACUUCCCGGAUGGCUGAAUAGAAGUUGGAAAGCAGAGGUAAACAAGAACCUCCCAAUUAAGCAGAUCAAUAUAUCGUAGCUGUGAGUGCGUGGCUUUCACUUUUUUCAGAAGCAAUGUAGGAAUUCCAAUAGAUGAAAGAGAUAGACAACCAAGAAUGGCACUACGCCCAAAGCACCACAUAUCAUAUUACCUUGCCCACAUGAUCUAGCUACAGUAUCUAUUGACCACAUAUAUAAGCGUCAUUCUCCCUCAUCAUAAGUCUGCCAAAAAAGAUAAAGAUGAAAACCUCAACCGAGAGCAAGCUUUCUUCUAAUUUCUUCUCCUAAGACCAAGUAAAUAUGGAUUCUUUUGAACGUUAUCUAUAUGUGGUCGACCUAGCUAUGUAUUUAAGUCAACGCGAUAAACAAAAUUGCAAAGCCAAAAUGUGUAGAGAAUGACAAACUCCGGAUGUUAGGAAUCAGGUCUAUGUAAGUAGCUAAAGCACCAUCCUCACUGAAAUCAUCAGCAGAUGUGAACAACUGUUUGAUUUUCUACGAAGGGAGGUUUUACCAAAGCUAACAGUUUGGCCUUCACGAAGUAGUGAGCGGGACGAGCAU